This is a messenger RNA of Xenopus laevis (African clawed frog), 3527 nucleotides long. RefSeq names its product leucine rich repeat transmembrane neuronal 1 S homeolog (gene lrrtm1.S). The record is from RefSeq and is a predicted model, not a curated record. NCBI's taxonomy places the organism in Eukaryota, Metazoa, Chordata, Amphibia, Anura, Pipidae. Gene Ontology annotation, cellular component: postsynaptic membrane. The coding region runs from base 1796 to 3361 and encodes 521 amino acids. The transcript has a single exon.
AGCAGGGGAAACGAGUUGAGAGAGGGAGAAAAAUAAACAGAACGAACGACAUGGGCAUUGAGCAAUCAAUGAUCACUAAAGGAAACUAGACAGAGCCCCCCUUCAUCCUCUUUUCUAUGUAUCCACCAGGAAGCUGGAAUUAGCACAGUUCUGAUGGUAUCAGCAAUGCAGGAAAAUAUUCUAUAAUUGAAACCCUCAUGCCAACAUUUGCUUGUCAAUAGUGUUGGACAUCAUCUCCAAAGUAAGAUUUACACGAGUGCUUUUAAUUCAAUGUCGCUAGCCUCUUUUCCUAAUUGCACAUGCUUCAGAGUAGCAAGAUCAACAUGAAGACAGUGACAGAAAGAACAGGGAAAAAAAUCCAUCUCAAGAAAGAGAACAGGCUGAGAAAGGAAUACUUGGAUAAUGAGGACCCUGCAACCUUCUGACCAGCCUUCAACAUCAAGGCUGAAAUAUCAACCCCCCUAAACACAGAAUUUGUUUCUAAUAAGCAUCUACAGAUCCAUGAAAAUCUGAACCUGAAACGAAAACCCACCUUGAAAGAACAUUUCCUAUGGCAACAGCCCAUGUCACCAUGUACAGGAAUAACAUGAAAAAAGACAUGAUGACAUGUUGAUAAAGAAAUACAUUUUCAGUCAUUGCAAGAGCAUCAGGUAAAACAGACAAACGGAUGCAAAGCCUCUAGAGUAUAAGAAUAAGGAUUAUCACCAAAAAAAUAAAAAAAAAUAAUAAUCUUGCCCUGUUGUUCCUUAAUGUAGUUGAUUUUAGGGGGGACACAAGAAGGAAGAAAAGCUUCCAGUAUUAACCAGCAAGGAAUAUAUAUUAUUUUACUGGUUCACUAAAAUGUUGAUUUUAUGCCCACCCCUUUCAAUCUGCCCAUGUCUGAGAUUCUCUGUGCAGGCAUAGAGUCAUGAGUAGCUUACGACACUCAGUGAACGCUAGGUGCCUCUGCAUGCUUCAGCAACAUACUGCUUCAGCUACAGCAAAAAAGGAUCUUUCUGCCUGAUUGUCUUUCUCUACCCCUGCUAGAAGCAUCAGCUAACAAGCAAAGCAGGGAGGGGAGAUAAAGGAUUCACAAAUUAAUCUCCCCAUGGUCACCCAGUGAAUGACUUCUAAGCUAUCGCUGUGGAGUUACAUUUUUUUUUUGCCUUUUUGGUCAAUGGUGGUGGAUUCAGGUGAUGGACAUUGAACAGACUGCAAGAUCCCGGAGAGUCUUUAGCAAAGAGUUUGGAGGCUUUUCCAGAACGUCACUGUGUUAACUGCAGAGGAAGAAGGGAACCGCAGAUGAGGGGGAAAGACCCGGGCUCUUAGUUGUUGUGGAACUUGAAGGACCUACAAGUCAUCUGAAAGGUAACCAGACCCCCCUUCCUCAUUCAUCUCAUAGAGGAGACGCAAAGUGGGACAUUGUGAGCCUGCCAGCAUUGUACAAACUGAAAGGCAGCACAGAGGGGUCUUUUAGCCCUGCAUAUAAUUAGCUAAAACACAAAGGGAGCAGCUGAAUGGAGCCUGCCACUCUCUGGAAAAAGGGUGGGUAAGACAAUUUUUUUUUAAAUGAAUUUCUUACAUGAAGAAAUAUCUAUAUUUCAAACCCUUCCCUGCAGCAUUUAACAUGAACAAAAUCUCAGCCUCUCCUCUGCCUUUGACUACCCAUGAACUUUAAUGCUGCCGACAGUCUCACUGCUGUGAAGUCUGCCCCCACCUGUGUGUCUGUUGAUCGAUGUAUUUUAUUAAAAUAUGAUGUAGAAUCUGGGAAAGAUUCAAUGGACAUUCUCGAGAAAAUCUGGAUAUAUUCUUGCUAAUGGAUUUCCUUCUCAUUGGUUUCUGUUUAAACUGGCUGCUGAGGAAGCCCCCAGGGUUAAUACUGUGUACGUUGGGUGUCUUUGUUAAAAUGCUUCCACUGGUGAAUAGUGGGUGUCCGAGGCUCUGCCGUUGCGAGGGCAGGUUCCUGUACUGUGAAUCACAGAAUUCCACUGAGAUGCCUCACAACCUGUCGGGUGUAAUGGGCUUGUCUCUGCGGUACAACAGCCUUUCAGAGCUACAAGAUGGACAGUUCACAGGGUUAAUUCAGCUCACGUGGCUCUAUCUGGAUCACAAUCACAUCCACACAGUAGAGGGAAAUGCCUUUCACAAACUGCGUAGAGUGAAAGAACUCACUCUUAGUUCCAACAAAAUAACACAUCUGGCCAACACCACUUUCCGACCCAUGCCAAACUUGCGCAGUGUGGAUUUAUCUAACAAUAACGUACAGUCUUUGGAACCGGAUCUCUUUCAUGGGCUGCGCAAGCUGACGACUUUGCAUAUGCGCUACAACGCCAUCAAGUUUGUACCAGUAAGAAUCUUUCAGGACUGUCGCAGCCUAAAGUUCCUGGACUUGGGAUAUAAUCAAUUGAAGAGCCUUGCUCGUAACUCCUUUGCAGGUUUGUUUAAACUCACCGAGCUCCACCUUGAGCACAAUGACUUGGUGAAGGUGAAUUUAGCCCAUUUUCCCAGGCUCCUGUCAUUGCACUCUCUAUUUAUGAGGAGGAAUAAAGUCACUAUAGUUGUUAACUCCUUGGACUGGGUAUGGAAACUAGAAAAAAUGGACCUUUCUGGAAAUGAAAUUGAAUACAUUGAACCUCAUGUUUUUGAAAGUUUACCUCAUCUGGAAUCACUGCAACUUGACACCAAUCGGCUCACUUACGUUGAUCCCAGAAUCUUAAACUCUUGGAAAUCUCUCACCAGCAUCACCCUUGCUGGGAACAACUGGGACUGUGGACGCAAUGUUUGUGCUUUGGCCUCUUGGCUUAGCAGCUUCAAAGGUCGUUAUGAUGGCAAUAUGCAAUGUACAACCCCGGAGUAUGCCCAGGGUGAGGAUGUCCUUGAUGCAGUUUACUUUUUCCAUUUGUGUGAGGAACUAGUAGAUCCCACUGGUGCUAAUGCUAUUUCUACAGCUCUGAACAACAGUGACAGAAUUGCUAUUGACAGCCCCACUGCUACAAGUUACGAUGUGCAGGACACUGAAGGUGAAAGAACCACCAACGUGCAAACCGCAACCGUGGCCAAUGAACACCACGAGAACACUGUUCAGAUCCACAAGGUGGUCACAGGGACCAUGGCACUGAUUUUUUCCUUUCUCAUUGUGGUUUUGAUGUUGUAUGUUUCUUGGAAGUGUUUUCCUGCCAGCCUUAGACAGCUGAGACAGUGCUUUGUGACACAACGUAGAAAGCAAAAGCAGAAACAGACCAUGAAUCAAAUGGCUGCCAUGUCAGCCCAGGAAUAUUAUGUUGAUUAUAAACCCAAUCACAUUGAAGGAGCUUUGGUUAUCAUUAAUGAAUAUGGCUCCUGUUCUUGUAAUCAGCAGCCUGCAAAGGAGUGUGAGGUGUGAUUCUUAUGGCAAUGAAACAUUGUACCAAACGAAUAACAAUCACAGACAGGUGAAUGGGCAAUGGUGUGUUUGGUGAUGCACUGGAUGAUUGACAUGGAGAAAGACUUGACAUUUUAGCUUUAUUGUGUCUUAAAUCUACAGGACAGUCAACCCUAAAACAAACAUA